Molecule: messenger RNA, 605 nt
Organism: Camponotus floridanus (Florida carpenter ant)
Lineage: Eukaryota; Metazoa; Arthropoda; Insecta; Hymenoptera; Formicidae
Gene: Cby
Product: protein chibby homolog 1
Exons: 3
Coding region: 110-502 (130 amino acids)
Source: RefSeq, a predicted model, not a curated record
UUUCUAUAAAGCUACACUGUUUUUAACAAUUAUAUAACCUUUCUGCUUCUUAAUGCUAGCCUUAUAAAUUUUCACUCACGUUAUUUAAUUUAUAAACUUGUGAUACAUCAUGCCCUUAUUCUCCAAUAAAUUUUCUCCUAAAAAAACACCGACUAGAAAGGCAUCAGUUUUCUUAGCAAACAAAAACUUAAGUCCUAAAAGAAUAGAAAAAGAACUCGGCCCUGAAGUAGGUCCUAUACGUCUUCGUCUUGGAGACCAGGAAGCUGUUUUUGAGGCUGGCCUUUGGAUUCCAGAAUCAGGCAGGGUGGGAGGUACUUUCAAAGAGAAUGAAAAAUUAAAAAAAGAAGUAAGGCGAUUGGAGGAAGAGAAUAACUUGUUAAAACUAAAAUUUGAUGUACUAUUAGAUAUGUUAACGCAAACAACCGCCGAGGCUCAUUUACAAAGAGAAGAAUUGGAGAGAUUAAAAAAUAAUUUUUCUCAUAAUAGGAGAGUUGUCACUUAGUUUCAAGCACUGGCAUUUUACUAACAAUUAAGGAAACAAUGACUACAAAAUAAGAUCAAUUAAUUUAAUUAUUCAUUUAAAGAGUCAAAUUAUAUCUUUUAAC